UACGAGUAUUUAUUCACCGCAACGACAAUAUUGUAGCACCAAAAAGCUCUUUAUUUCAUUAUUAAAUUACAGAUCUGAAACAGCGUUUAUAGUAGACAUAUAUAACUUGUCAGAAUGUCAGAUCUGGAGGCGCAGGUGGGCGCCGUUUUGGAAAUAAUGGUCAACGCGACUGUUGCAGAAAUGACCAAACUUAUCGGCGGCUGCGAUUCAACACAUGCAGAAGAGUCUUCAUGCGUGACUGAAAGCACACCUGGGUCCGCGGACGGAAAGGUGAUCCAGUUCCGUGUCUUCAUGACGUCUCUGGCUCGAGAAGCUGUGGAGAAGAUCUGCCAGCUUUUCCACGAAUGCUCUUCUCUGCUGCGGUUAGAAGCUAAACAGGGUUUUGCAGAGCUCGAGGACCUGAGGAGAAGGCUGGAGGUGGCAGAGAAGGAGCUGAAGCUGGUGCUGGAGGGCAGUGGAAGCCAGAAGGAGGCAGAGGAGCUGACGGAGGGAGGCAGCUCACUGAAGGAAGGCAGGAGGGCUCCGGCUAAAGCAGCACAAGGAGAGACAGUCCAGAGCCAACGCUCAGGGAGGAAGAGUCGCAGAGUCGUGGCUAGUGGUGAUGGCAGAGUGAAGCGAUCACCAAUAAUUCACCUGUGGAAAGGCAGAACAUAUGAGGACAGCGUCCAGCCUGUGAUUAUAAAGGAGGAAGGAUUGGAGGCGUUGGCUGACCAGGCGUCCUCUGAUUCCGGUCAGUACAGAGAUGACCCGGGCCAGGAUGAUGGCGAUGACCCAGACUACCAGUUGGAGCCAGAAGAUCCAGAUGACGGGGACCCAGGAUACGCCACCAGACCUAAACGCGUUGUAAAGCCCAAGUCUCAUCGAGGUCGAGCGAAGAAGGAGAGUCAGAACCAGCAGCCCCUGAGCUGCAAACACUGCAGGAAAACCUUCACCAAGCUGCUGCAGCUCAAAGCCCACCAGGCAGUACACGGGGCAAACGCAGAGAAGCCCUUCCACUGCUCUCAGUGUGACAGGGGCUUUUCAUUCCAGCGAAGCCUCAAUGCGCACAUGCUGCUUCAUACAGGUGAGAGACCACACACCUGUGAUGUUUGUGGGAAGGGUUUCACCCUGAAGCAGCUCCUGAGGAACCACCAGCGUCUCCACGCUGAGGUCCGGCCGUUUCGCUGUGAAGAGUGCGGUAAGAGCUUCUACCGAGCCCACGGACUGAAAAUGCAUCAGAUGGUCCACACGGGAGAGCGGGCUUAUAACUGCCAGUACUGCAACAAAAGCUUCACAAUACAAGGAAACCUACAGCGACACCUGCGCAUACACACAGGGGAAAAGCCUUUCAGGUGCGACACCUGUGGCAAGAGCUUCAACCAGGCCGACACUCUGAAAGGCCAUCAGCGGAUACACACUGGUGAGCGUCCCUUCAGCUGUGAGACCUGUGGAAAAUGUUUCAUCCAGAAGAGUGCCCUGAAGAUGCACCAGAAGACCUCUCACUCAGGGGAGAACCCGCUGGCAUGCGUAGCAUGCGGCACUACGGUGGCCUGUGUGGACUCUCUUCGUAAACACCUCCAGACGCAUGCGGCGAGUAUUCCGUGUACGUGCGUGCUCUGCGGCCGGAGGCUCAGCUCCAUCACCGACCUGCGCUCACACCAGCAGCACCACACGGUGGACAGGCCUCACAGCUGCGAGCUCUGCGGGAAGAGCUUCAAGUCGUCCAGUUACCUGAAGAUUCACCUGAAGACGCACAGCGGCGAGAGGCCCUUCUCCUGCGACAUCUGCGGUCGCAUGUUUACACAGCACAGCAGUCUUAAAUCACAUCAGGUUGUCCACACAGGAGAGAAACCGUUCAGCUGCGACACAUGUGGGAAAAGUUUCAGCAACACGGGCAACCUGAACAGACACCAGCGAAUCCACACUGGGGAGAAGCCGUUCAGCUGCGACACGUGCGGACGCAGCUUCAACCAGGGCAACAGCCUGAAAGCCCACCAACAGAUACACACCGGGGAGAAACAGUUCAUGUGCGACAAGUGUGGGAAGAGUUUCUCCUACCUGAGGAACCUGAAGGACCACAAGUGUUUCUACGUCUGAAGCUAAACUGUGAGGACUCACCUGCCCUGGUGCAAGAGUGGAUGGGAGAAGCUUCCCUGUAGCUGUUGAAGAAUAAAGGAAGAGUUUGCGGUGAA
Messenger RNA from Micropterus salmoides (largemouth bass), 2171 nucleotides. Its product is annotated as gastrula zinc finger protein XlCGF26.1-like. The coding region runs from base 115 to 2076 and encodes 653 amino acids. The transcript has 8 exons. Gene Ontology annotation, molecular function: DNA-binding transcription factor activity; RNA polymerase II cis-regulatory region sequence-specific DNA binding. The record is from RefSeq and is a predicted model, not a curated record. Lineage: Eukaryota; Metazoa; Chordata; Actinopteri; Centrarchiformes; Centrarchidae. Gene Ontology annotation, biological process: regulation of transcription by RNA polymerase II.